This is a messenger RNA of Miniopterus natalensis, 2912 nucleotides long. NCBI's taxonomy places the organism in Eukaryota, Metazoa, Chordata, Mammalia, Chiroptera, Miniopteridae. The record is from RefSeq and is a predicted model, not a curated record.
GCGCCAAGGGGCCGGGGGGAAGCCGUAAGGCGUUGAGGGAGCCUCCAGGCGGUGCUACCCCCAACCUCUCACCUCCCCGCGCCCCGCCCCGAUGUCGGGGCUCUGGAAGAUGCAGCCCGAUAUUGUUUUUUACAAUUUGGAUAUUGCUUAGAGCAUUAUUUUCAAGCUAUGGGUUAUAACCCAUUAGUGAGCUGCGAAAUCAAUUUAAUGUGCUCUGACCAGCACUUCUGAAAAUGAAAUAAAAUACGGUAGAUAUAAUAGGAACUGAGAAAGUGCAUCAUAUGCAGUAAGGUCUCCCAUCAGGUCUUAUUGUUUAAAAAAUGCAUUUCAUAAGGCUCCAACUGCCAUAGAUAGUGAUUCCUGUGAUGGAUCUGGGCAAAGUAAAUUGAUAAUCUUCUGGGAAGGAUUUACCAUUCUCAAUGCCAUUAAGAACAUUCUUGAUUCAUGGAAAGAGGUCAGAAUAUCAACAUGACUUUGAAAGGUUCCAGAUUUCAGUGGAGGAAGUAACUGCAGACGUGGAGCCUAAAGAUGUGUCUGAAUUGCUGCAAUCUCAUGAUAAAACUUUAACGGGAAAAACAUUAACUUUGGGACUACAUCUGGAAUAGCAUCAUCUACAUGGGCAUUCCCUCCUGCAGUUUCAGAAAACCUUUGGUAAUUAAUUGAUAAAAUGCAGACAAUCUUGCAAACAGAUGAAGUUACCAAUACCCAAGCUCUUAGAAAAGGAAAGAGGAAAAGAACAGAGACAGUGGACUCAGAGAAUGCAAAUAGUGACAUGGACAAAGGACAGAGAGACCCAUAUUCGGGAAAUGCCUUUCUGCCCGGUGAGAGCUCCAGUGAAGAUGAAGAGCCUUUAGAAGAAUUGUCAAAGGAGGAACUGUGCAUGAAAAUAAAAAGCCUGAAACAAAAACUGACCAACACCCGCAAGGAAAAUAGUCGACUUCGACAGUCUUUGGUCAUGCUUCAAGUGUUACCACAAGCAGUUACCCAGUUUGAAGAAUUGGUUGGUAUGGCGGAGGCUGUGCUUAAGGGUAGAGGAACCAUGUUUACAUCUGCAUCCACCCUCUGGAGAGCAACAAACAACAACUCACCAGAUUCAUUUGCCUCCAUGUGCAGUAAUUCUAACUCUAAUUCUAAUUCCAGUUCACCAAUUUCCUUGAGAGCUGAAGAAGAGCAUCACAGUGAGGAGAAGCAGUUCAAGAUUGAAAAAUGGCAGAUUGCCCGUUGUAACAAGAGCAAGCCUCAGAAGUUUAUUAAUGAUUUAAUGCAAGUACUUUACACAAAUGAAUACAUGGCCACACACAGCCUGACUGGUGCAAAAUCCUCUACUUCAAGGGAGAAAGCUGUAAAGCCAGCUAUGAAUCAGAACGAAGUUCAAGAAAUCAUAGGAGUCACAAAACAGUUAUUUCCCAACACUGACGAUGUCUCGGUCAGAAGGAUGAUAGGGCAAAAGCUGAACAACUGUACCAAGAAGCCAAACUUAGGCAAAAAUAUGAACUCUCAGGAUAUUAAGUAGAUCUUUUCGGUACUAUAAGUAUCCAAAAUAAAGCACCUCCAGUUUUAAAUCUAACGUUGGAUUUUGUUGGAGAAUCUGCAACCUCCCUGGCAGUGAACAGAGAGAGACAUGUGCAGGGACAGGCUGUGAGACAUCUGUAACAUCGAUGGACUCUCCUGAUGGAGCAACAAGCUGCAUGUAGAUUCUACCCUAAAUAUCCACGGUGCAUCAAAUUAGAGAAUUUCUAGCAGUCAAAUAAGCAUGCAUUCUGGUUUCUUGCAUUUUUCUGUCCCAAAAUGCUUCUCUGUAUAGCUAAGUUAACAGGAUAGUCAGAGUUCUUAUCAUAACAAAAACAUCAACCCUUGAUGUUUGAUUAAGACAAUGACAAUAUUAAGAUUUAUCACUGUCCUAAUCAAUUGUGGUACUUUUUUAAAAUUACCUGUCACUCUCCAUUUUAAUUUUUUGAUCUUUAGCAUGAGCACAUGUGUGGAAAGUACUGUGAAGUAAUCAGUGUUCACAAGUAAGAGAGCAGCAAAGUCAGCCUAAAAUCUGAUAAUCCUAUCUAACCAAGUAAUAGUGUUUUAGCAAUAAAAUUACAGGAUAAUUCUGUUACUUAAAAUGUAUGAAAUAGAAAUAAAAAAAUGAGAGCAGCAACACCUUCUAUUUCAAUAGGAAACUAUUUCAUUGUACUCCCCAAAAAGAAAUAAAUACAAAUUUUUGUGAUUGUUAAAACAAUGCAUCAACUUUCAGUAAAAUUUUUUUUGUUUAAAUGCUUCUAACUUUUUAUUGCCCAAAGUAUAAAUACAGAUAUACAAUAUAAAACAUCAAUAUCACCUAAAACAUCCACAUAAGAUAUAAUAUCCUUAUGUAUUUGGUUAUAUUACUACACUGUUUAGUUUUAACUGGUUUGUUUUCAUAGCAUCAGAAGAAAAAAAUAAUUAAACAAAAUCAUAUAGGGUUGAUAAUCACACAAAAAGAAAAAUGCCAUUUUGUAAGCGAGUGAAAGGUAAAACAUUCUUCAUCAAGAGGUUUCUCCUUUGAUGUCAGGUUGUCACAGGUGACGACUGCACCGCCGCUCCAUGCUUCUCCAGUGCACAAGGUUAUGCAUAAACUUGUGAAAAAGGGUGCCUAUAAUAGAAAGCUCAGUACUGUGGGCCCAGGGAACAUUCCAUAAAUGUUGCUUGAUAACAAUGUAGUUGUACAAAAUGAAUAUUCUUAAGGAAAUAACUUAUGUUAACAUUUGCUACUUUUACUUAAAUAUAAAUAAAUCCCAUUGAAAACAUGAAAAGUAUUUGCUUGUUUCUCAUUAAAGGAUAAAAUCCGGGGGGAGGGGGGAUCCCUUUCUAGACCUCUGGCUUCUUUACCCACACCUUGAGGCAUUACCAUUACAGUUGGGCUGUGUGGUUCUGCUGGUUUGGCC